This is a messenger RNA of Ixodes scapularis (black-legged tick), 1959 nucleotides long. RefSeq names its product phosphoglucomutase (gene Pgm1). Gene Ontology annotation, cellular component: cytosol. Lineage: Eukaryota; Metazoa; Arthropoda; Arachnida; Ixodida; Ixodidae. Gene Ontology annotation, molecular function: phosphoglucomutase activity; magnesium ion binding. The coding region runs from base 115 to 1791 and encodes 558 amino acids. Gene Ontology annotation, biological process: carbohydrate metabolic process. The transcript has 8 exons. The record is from RefSeq and is a predicted model, not a curated record.
CAUUCCCGAUCUCCGUGUUUGUUUUCGUCCCAAGACGUCCUCUCUGAAUGACCCCUAGGUCAAAGAGCGUCUGCUAGGCGCACUUUCGGAUCGCGUCUGCUAAGAUCUUCCAAGAUGACGGUAAUCGAAACCCAGCCGUACGAGGGCCAAAAGCCCGGCACCAGCGGACUUCGGAAGUCCACCAAGACGUUUCUGCAGCCCAAUUACACGGAGAACUUCGUCCAGUGCAUCUUGGAUUCCGUCGGGCCUCAGCUUGAAGGCUGCACCUUGGUGGUCGGCGGAGACGGCAGGCACUUUGUCAAGGAAGCGGCCAAGAAAAUCAUACAGAUUGCCGCCGCAAAUAAGGUGAAGCACGUCAUCGUUGGGCAGAAUGGCAUCUUUUCAACGCCUGCAGUGUCCUGCAUAAUACGCAAACGAGAGGCCUUGGGUGGAAUCGUGCUCACCGCAAGCCACAACCCAGGAGGCAUCGAUGCGGACUUUGGUAUCAAAUUCAACACUGGCAACGGAGGGCCGGCUCCGGACAGCGUGACCAAUGCCAUCUACGAGCUGACCAAGAAGAUUUCGCAGUACAGCCUCUGCCCAGACAUCAACCCCAACCUGGGGCAGCUCGGCACACAGACCUUCGAUUGUGAAGGGCGUACCUUCACGGUGGAGGUCGUGGACUCUGUUCAGGACUAUCUUGAUUUCAUGAAGGAGAUCUUCGACUUUGACGCCCUCCGUCGUCUGAUUAAGGGCUCGUCCAAGCGUCCUGCACUGCGCAUUCUUGUCAACUGCCUCCACGGGGUGACCGGUCCGUACUGUCAGCGGAUCCUCGCCGAGGAGCUGGGAGCUCAGUUGGGAGACAUCCGCAACCGGGUUCCGCUGGAAGACUUUGGAGGCGGACAUCCAGACCCAAACCUGACCUACGCAAAAGAGCUCGUGGACGUGAUGUCCUUGGGCGUCUUCGACUUUGGUGCUGCAUUCGACGGAGAUGGGGACCGCAACAUGAUUUUGGGGAAGAAGGCGUUCUUCGUGACUCCAUCGGACUCGCUGGCAGUCCUGGCAGACAACCUGGAGUGCAUCCCCUACUUCCGGCGCACGGGCGUCCGGGGCCUGGCGCGCAGCAUGCCCACGGCCGGUGCCGUAGACCGGGUGGCCGAGAAGAAGGGCCUGGCCAUGUUCGAGGUGCCCACUGGCUGGAAGUACUUCGGCAACCUCAUGGACGCGGGGAAGCUGUCCCUGUGCGGCGAGGAGAGCUUUGGCACGGGCUCCGACCACAUACGGGAGAAAGACGGGGUCUGGGCCUGCCUGGCCUGGUUGUCUGUGAUGGCCCACACCGGUCUCGGGGUACAGGAGCUGUUGGAAGCCCACUGGAAGAGCUACGGCCGCAACUUCUUCACGCGCUACGACUACGAAGGCUGCGAGAGCCAGCCCUCUGACGACAUGAUGGCGGCCCUCGAGCAGAAGGCCACGAGCCCGGGCUUCGUGGGCCAACAGUUCUCCUCUGGCGGGAAGACGUACGUCGUGAAAGAAGCGGACAACUUCGCCUACACCGAUCCAGUGGACGGCAGCGUUGCCAAGGGGCAGGGAAUCCGUAUCGUCUUCCAAGACGGGUCCCGCAUUGUUUUCCGCCUGAGCGGCACGGGGAGCAGCGGUGCCACGGUACGCCUCUACGUGGACAGCUACGAAGCCGACCCGGAGAAGUGCAAACUCGAUGCGCAGGUGAUGCUGAAGCCGCUCGUGGAUCUCGCCUUGGAGCUCUCCGAGCUGCAGAGGUACACUGGCCGCAGCGAGCCCACGGUCAUCACGUAGAGGAAUGGGCCGAGUCUCCCAGUCUACGCGAGACAGGGAACCGAGACGACUCCUAGUCUCUCCAACGGCGGUGGUUGACGUCCUCACUGCCCCCCACAUAACCAAAUGUGUCAAACUGUUUCACUUAGGUACUAAUAAAAUUCUAGCGUCUGUAAAGCGUGAGGUAGA